Messenger RNA from Cladophialophora bantiana CBS 173.52, 918 nucleotides. RefSeq lists its product as uncharacterized. The record is from RefSeq and is a predicted model, not a curated record. Bases 1 to 918 code for a protein of 305 amino acids. The transcript has 2 exons. Lineage: Eukaryota; Fungi; Ascomycota; Eurotiomycetes; Chaetothyriales; Herpotrichiellaceae. Gene Ontology annotation, molecular function: transmembrane transporter activity. Gene Ontology annotation, biological process: transmembrane transport.
AUGGCGAUCGUCCUUCUGAUCAAUCUCCCAUGUUCCUUUGCUGCAUUUGUCGUUCUCUUCUUUUCGAUGGACUCGGUGCAGCCGCAGGCCGUGGGAACUGAUCAGGGAAGCACUAUGGACUGGAUUGGAACCGUCGCCAUCAUUGGGGUCACCGUCAUGAUCCUGCUCAGUCUGGACUUUGGCGGGGUGGUCUCGCCCUGGGACUCCCCGAAGGUCCUAAGCCUUCUUAUAGGUGGCUUUGUGUUGUUGACAUUUUUCGUCUUCUGGGAGACCAGAGGCGCGUCGAACCCUCUGGUACCAUCCCAUCUAAUGGACCGCACGUCCAAAGUCAGUCCAUUCAUGGUCUGCCUCACCCACGGGUUUGUCAACGUCUCAUCGUGGUGUUUCUUGCCCCUUUCCUUCCAAGCCGUGCAAGGAGCUUCCCCAACCCUUUCUGGCGUUCUCAUAAUGCCUAUCGUCGUGGUCCAAGCCAUGACAGGUCAUGUUGCGGGCGCCAUAACAUACCACUUCAGCUGGAUCCGCUCGCUUAUAUGGGCAGCAAUUGCUCUUACGACGCUUGGUUUCGGCCUCUUCAUCAGUAUUGGCACAUCGAACUCCCUUGUCCUCAUGGUGAUUAUCGAAAUCGUGGCUGCUCUUGGAAUAGGCAUCACCUUCCAGGCCCCACUAAUAGCGCACCAGUUAGUCGUUGACUCGGCAGAUAUGGCGGUGGCAAAGGCACUAUUCGGCUUCAUUCGCAGUCUGUCGACGUCCAUCUCAGUGGUCAUAGGCGGCAUUGUUUUCCAGAAUAGUAUGUCGACGCAAAGCAAACACCUGAGUGAUAUUCUAGGACCACAACUGGCUCAAAACUUUUCGGCCACGACGGCAGCGACCAAUGUAUUGAUAAUACGCACACUACUUUGUACCAACGGACGGAGGUGA